AUGGUCUUCUUCUUCUUCGUCUGCGGCCAGUACACCUUCCGGUCCGAAGUCAAGGGCUACGAGGGCGUCAUCUGCCAGUGCCACAACUGUGGCAACAUGUCUGGCCGUGUCAUCAAAAGCCGCCCAUUCUUCACCUUUUGCUUCGUUCCCAUCAUACCCUUCACCAUAUCUGGCUUCGUUGAAGUCGUCUGUCAUAUAUGCAACUUCAAACAGCCGCUGAAAAAUCGCCCUGAUGUCGUCUCCAUGCAAAACGGCGGCAACCCCGGAGCUGGGCCUUAUUCCCCGCCGGCAAAUCCAGGAUGGGGUCAGCAGCAGUACCAGGGUCAGCCUCCAGCGAGGUAUGGCUAG
Molecule: messenger RNA, 348 nt
Organism: Trichoderma harzianum CBS 226.95
Lineage: Eukaryota; Fungi; Ascomycota; Sordariomycetes; Hypocreales; Hypocreaceae
Exons: 2
Coding region: 1-348 (115 amino acids)
Source: RefSeq, a predicted model, not a curated record